GAGGAAGGCAAGAAGGCUGGGGCCAUGCUGAGGGUGUGUGUGUGUAAGGGUGUGCGCGUGUGUGUGUGUAAGGGUGUGCGUGUGUGUGUGUGUAAAGAGACAGCACGAUCGGUCGUGGUGCUUAAAUCCAGCUGGCUGUUCCACAGGGAAUGUAAUCCAUAUGCGUGCACCAGUUCAGCUGCAGGAGAAAGGAGAGAUAUCACCCGCAAAGAAGAGAUUGUUUUUGCUUUUCUUGUUUAAAUUCCACUCAUACCCGCCCCUGGAUCCUGGCUCGCCUUUUUUAGCCAGGAAGUGAGAGACGGAAAAAAAUCAAGACCAAGCAGUAGUAGUAGUCGCAGGAGUCGAAACAGUACGAUGAUGGAAGGAGAUGAGACGGUGGAGGAGGGUGCAGCGUGUCAGAAUGAGCCGAACGGGCCAGCUGGGCUCCCAGUGAUCCAUACUCGUCUGGAGGAGAACGGACAGAUCCAGAAAGAGUUGCAGAGCUCAGAUUCGGACAUGAAUGGCAAGACGGGGAGCAGAGGGCCCAUGAACAGCACCGUCGAGGCAAACAGCAAUGCCAACAACCUCAGCAUGGCAUCUCAUUCAAUCCCAGAGGCCCAGAAUCACUCACAGCCAGUUUCACGGACGCCUAAGAGAGCCGCCACGUUUGGGAAGCGUUCCAACUCCAUGCGCCGUAACCCAAAAGCUGAAGUGACCAAGCAAGGCUGGCUCCAUAAACAGGCCAGCAGUGGUGUGAAGCAGUGGAACAAGCGCUGGUUCGUGCUCACGGAUCGAUGUCUCUUCUACUAUAAAGACGAUAAAGAAGAAGUUGUCUUGGGAAGCCUUCCUCUUCUCAGCUUUAAGAUCGGACCAAUCCAGCCUUCAGACAACAUCAGCCGCAGGUUUGCCUUUAAGGUCUGGUUUGAGGCAGGGGAAGAAGACAUGGAAGGAGAAAAGGAGGAAGGGCAAGACUCUAAAGGAAGUAUUACAUUCUGUUUGCAGGCAGAACACGCUGGGAUUCGUACAUACUACUUCAGCACUGACAGCUUGGAGGAUAGGGAGGAGUGGAUCCAAGCCAUGAAUGCGGCAGCCAGUGUCCAUGUUUUACCCCCGAUUAGAAAAACCUCAGAGUCCAUCUCUACAGAGGAACAAAACCACAUCCCAGUGACACCAGCACCAGAGCUGAAGUCUUGUACAGAAGAUGAGGAUUCAAGAACUGAGCAACACGAGCCUGAGAAACGUGGAGUAAAUGGGGUAGAAAGAAGAGCGAUACCAGCUUCCACCACACCAGUGUCAACAGAUAUGGACAGCCGGCAUGGGGAGAGGGGAUGCCUGCCUCCUCAUCAUCCUAACGGAUGGAGUAACUAUGGUUCAGGCUACCCUUCUCAGGAGAACAUAAGAGAGCUGCAUGAGGUGCAGCCUGAGGCCCAAGAGAACAUGGUGCUGCGCAGGGGCUUCGUGCCCAGGACAGGGCCUGAGAGGAUGGCACAAAGGAAGAGCUCUAUGACACAGUUACAGCAGUGGGUGAACCAGCGGCGCAGCAUGUUGCCUCAGGAGGACCUCCGGAGUCCAGCACGGUAUUACACAAUGAACCGAGGCAUGUCAGCAGACUACUAUGGUGGUUAUGGUGCCCCUCAGUACACUGAGGAGUACCCACUGUACCCUUCAGGAAUUCGGCCUGAAAGCAUCUGCUCCAUGUCAGCUGCCUACGACAGGAUGCCACCCCGUUGGACGGCAGAGGAAAAGCGGCGUUCACUCAGGGACACUGCUCCCUUUGGACCUCCCCGUGAGCCCCAGUGGAUGAUGGGGGGUCCUGGAACACAUCCUGCUUAUUACACCCAGCUAGAGUCAACCCAGGGGACCAUGAGGCGUCUGUCACUGCAGCCACGCUCACGCUCAGUGCCACGCUCACCCUCUUCAUCAUCGGGAGGUGCCUACUCACCCGGACCCCCAAGCUUCAUCUCGCCAGCACGCUCUCCUAGUGUACGGUUUGACAGAAUGCCUGGGCGGCUUAGAGAUGAGGGCAUCUACGCUGACCCAUCAGUCUACAGCAUGCGAAGGUCUCUCAGUUCCCCCAAGUAUGAUUUUCCUGGGGAUCGACGGUCUCUUACGCAAAAUGUUUACCAUUACAAUUACCCAGCCUCUCCCUCUGUACAUGGCAAAAUGGAUGACAUUUUAGACCUGCAGCUUCAGAGGAACUUGGAUUACCUCGAUCAGCAGGUGCCUCCAGCGCAUGAUAUUUACAGGGACCUGCAUCCCACGCUGAAGUUCAAUGAAAUUGAGACCAGUAAACUCCUGAAUCGCUUGUUUGAGCAGAACAGGCUUAUGAAGGAGCAGGAAGCUGUAGUACAUCGGCUGCGAAUGGAAAAGGAUAACCUGGAGGCCACUCUGGUGGCCACCCAUCAGGACAUGGAGCUUUCCAGGACUCAGCCCCUGUCCAUAGAGAAACUGCAGCUGAAGAAGGAGAGCUUACAGAAUCAGCUCAUCAAUGUCCGGGGAGAGCUCUCUCAGGCUUCUAGUGCUCUGGCCACCUUUAAAAUGGAGCUUGACGCUCUGGAGGAUGAGGUGAAUGCUAUUCACGGGGACCUGUGGGAACAGCUGAAUUCUGGAGGACAGAGUGAGAUGGUCCACAGACACCUGCAGAAAGAGUUCUGGAGGAUUCAGGAUGUGCUCGAGGGGCUGCACAAGAACAAUCCUUCUCGAGGCACAGAUACAGCUAAGCACAGAGUCAGUGCAGCAUCAGGUUCCUUCAGCACAAACAGUCCAGCGAGCCCACUAAGCUCCGUGAGUCUAACCAGCCCCCUCAGCCCUUUCUCACCUGCACCCGGCUCCCAGAAUUCACCCACAAAACAGCUGGCAACUGAGGAGAUUGGUCCUCCACGGCCCCCACUCCCUAAGUCUUACCAGCCCCUGGACCCCACCACAAUCAUGCCCCCUGUCCCUCCCCUCCCUUACAGCAGCAAUGCCUGGCCACGCAACAUGGACAGCUAUAAGGAAGACAAAGACACGCACAGCCGAAAGCACAACUUCAGUUCAAUAGAGGAAAAGACCAACGAUUAUGACAUGGAGCAAGACAGACAAGGCAACAAAGUUGGUAUUGUCCCACCCAGGACUAAAUCUCCUACAGAUGACAAGGAUGGUAUUUAUAAGAGGAAUGGGAAAGUGCCUAAUGGUCACAUCUCCAGGGAGAGGCCAAAGAGCGCUGUGUUCCCGGCAGAAGCAAAGUCUAAGAUGAGCGUAGAGGAGCAGAAUGAGAGGAUACGUCGGAACCAGAGCAGUUCGGUGAAAGACAAGAGACGCAGCCUUAAUCUAUCUAACAACCAGAACUUGGAUGGCCUUAAGCCUUCUGUCCACUACAGAGUGGUGAGGAGAAGAGUGACUGCCCAUGAGGUGGACAUAAAGGGCCUGGAGGCUGCCGUACGAGGGGAAGGUGUGGAGUCUCCAAGGGAAGAAAUUGCCCGGCUACGUAGACAGGUGGACGCUGACAGUUAUGAGCUGGACAUAAGCAAAGAGCUGUCUGCACCAGACAAAGUGUUAAUUCCAGAGCGGUAUUUGGAAAUGGAGCCCAGCACGCCGCUUAGCCCAGAGGAGGAGAGAGAGAAACAGAAGAAGGUGGAACGGAUAAAGACACUCAUUGCCAAGUCAAACCUGCAGAAUAUUGUCCCGGUUUUGGACGGCCCUGUGGAAGCGCAGGCAAAUCCUGAGAAGAAGCUGCAGGAACAGGAGAAACGUAUCGAGAUAUCCUGCGCUUUGGCAGCCGAGGCCUCUCGCCGCUCCCGCCUGCUCUCUGCCCAGAUCACCUCGAGUCCCCCCGCCUCCCCGACCAACCUGGCCCCUCCCCCUUCCUCUGGCUUCUCUGACUCCUCCCACAUCAUGAAGGUGUGAGCGUGUGAAGCUCACGCGCUGGCUGCUGUCAAGUUCGAUGGUGAACCCUUUUGAGAACGGCAAAUAAACAACACACGAAAAGAUUACUUAUAUUGUCCCAUCUCCCCCAAACUGUGUAUUUAUCUCAGUUACUGACACACUAGGAGGGGGAAAUACUACAAAACGUUUGGAAGCAGGAGAUCCGAGGUUCGAGGGUGUGAUCUCAAAGAUGCGGUUCAGAGGUCGCUACAAAGAUGAAGUCACAUCCUGGCAGUGGGCCUCUCCUUUCUUUCUCCCUUUCCAUGUCGGACCUAAUGGCAGGACUUGUAUGAUGAAAACAACAGAAAUUGUAACAUAAUGUAAGCUGCAAACUAGCCAGAAAGUCAGAUUUGUUUACACAAAACAAACAUCUGUAAUAUGGUGAGUGUUGAGAAAAAACUGAAAAAACUGGCCGGACACAAGUAAAGACACAAGUACGUCAGUAACCGAAUGACAACCGAGGAACAGAGACAAUUUACAAGCUACAGUGUUACAGUAGAAAAAAGCCCGAGAGGAGACAGGAGGCAAAUGCCGUGUCAGAGCAAGUAAAGAGCAAGUAAGCCCAGGAACACAGACAGGAAGUAGCACGUCCCAGAGUAACGACGAGAGGAAGUUGACCAAAAUCAGCACAUCGGUACUUGACCACAGUGGCUGAAGACUAACUUUAUAAAAGCUUAGCGUCCUAGAUCUGCCAGAUUCAUCAGUGACCAUAGACUGAUGUCACAACCUGUCUACAGUGAAAAGUAACCACAAGAAGAAGACAAAAAGAAAGCAUCUCGUUGUGAAGCACUUGCAUGGGCACUUCUUUCCUCAUUCCCUUUAUUCCCUCAUUUCAAAGGAGAUCAAGACUCACUGUGACUCCAUAAAUCCUCUUUGUCUUUACUUUUACGCUGAAUAAUAGGGCUUGAUGGGAACACUGGAUCCCAAUCACCAACAGGCCGGUACCUUAGAGUUCUGUUUGCACCACAGGUUCCUUAUAUAUCAAUAAACACAGCAUAUACAGUAUAUCAAUAGACAGUGAAUAUAUAUAUAUAUAUAUUAUAUUAAUUUAAUUUGUAAUCAAAGCCAUCUUUAUAAUGCUUCAUUUCUAGUAUUUUAGUUACCAGACCUGGUACCUAAAAUGUCCGUGUAUGUGGGUAAAAUGAUUCUAAUGAAUUAUGAUUAGUAGGCUAUAGAGUUCCUGUCGAAAAGUGCCCUUAGAACUGUAAGUCUGCUAGUUAAACAUUGUGUAGUGGGGAGGGUGGGAAUGGGGUAGGACGGGGUCAGAGACGGCAGCUUGCAUCUCAACGUGUAAAAUCCCCUGUGAAUAUGGAGCCCAGUAGUGUAACACUGUGCCAUUGGGUAUUUCGUUUGUCUUCUCGUGCUUAGGCAAACAUAUCUGUUGUGUAAAUAUGGAUCCUGUUUGAUGGCGAAUUAAAGAGUAUUUUUGUAUCACUGACGCAAAACUGACAAGGAGAAAGAAAAAAAGGCAGCUAGAUUCUAGCGCAUCACAAAGCGACAAACGAUUUGCCAAAAUGUACUUGUUUCUUGUUUUAUGUUAUUAUUUAGCGUUUUGGUACUUAAGCACCAGACAUCAUGAGACAUUAUGAAGCCAGACAUAAUGUAGUCAUUAGGCCAUCUUUUUUUUUAAGUAAGAUAAGUCACGGCUGGCGAGUGAACAUGAUUUCAUGGAAAUUUUCUCUUUCUCGCAAUCAUUAGCACACGCAGUGCUUAACGCAUUCAUCAGGAACAGAGAUAAACAUGAUUAAUGACCCAAAAAUUGGAUCAUCAGUUUCACAAAGAAGUUUAAAAAAAAAAAAAAAAACAGUCCAAAAAUCAAAGUUCUAUUUUUAUUAUUUCAACGACAGGGACAGAUAAUGUCAUCCAAAUGCAGUACGUAUUUUUCUAAACACAUGGAGAUUUAAUGAAUUUGAUGAAAUUUGCUCGGCUACAUUUCUAACAGAGAAUUAAGAGUGUCUUGCAUUUUUUUCAUGGCAGGUUUAAGGCUGGCAAAGCUUUAUUUUGUUACUCUAAAGCAUGGUUUUUGGGCACCUUAGUUAAAGAUAAUUUUUAAGAACUUUAUUUUUUAUGGAACAGGAAGAAACGUGUCAGGAAUCACACAAAUGGCCAGAGCAGAGGGAUCUAAUAUUUGAAUUCAAAAUGUAGCAAAUAAGGCUAAAAAGGACUAAACAUUGGUCUCUGUACAUAUGUUCAAACCAAAUAUAAUCUGCCUAACAGUUACUGUUGCUACUUUGAGUAAAAUACAGAAAAAAAUGCUUGAACUAUGCAAAUCCAUACAGUCGAUAUGCUUGCUUUAGAAAUGCCCUCAUGCAAUAAAGUGAAUGUAUUUAAAAGGGA
This is a messenger RNA of Tachysurus fulvidraco (yellow catfish), 6219 nucleotides long. RefSeq names its product pleckstrin homology domain containing, family A member 6 (gene plekha6). The transcript has 26 exons. NCBI's taxonomy places the organism in Eukaryota, Metazoa, Chordata, Actinopteri, Siluriformes, Bagridae. The record is from RefSeq and is a predicted model, not a curated record. Bases 355 to 3864 code for a protein of 1169 amino acids.